UGGCCAGAGGCGCCGGGGCCGCCGCCGCCACCUCCUUUCCUCCCUGGGGCGCCGUCUCCGGCGCGUUUCCCUUCCGCGCGCAAAAAAAGAAAAGAAAGCGAGCCAGCCAGCCAAAAGCUCGCGAUCGCUCCUCCAGAGCACCUCGCCUAGCGCCUCCGGCCCCCCGAGCGGAGAUGCUCGAUUGCCCGAGCGAGAAGAGAGACCCCCUCGCCCGAUUCUGAGCGCUCCCCGCCGGAUCGGGCAGAGCCUGGCGCGCAGCUCAGGCGCGGGACGGGGGGCGCUAUCCACCCUGGCGAAGGCGAGGGGGGCGUUGCGAGCCUGCAGCUGGAUGAAGCAGCCCCACCCCACCCCCUGCAGAGUCUCCGGAGCCAGAUCCCUCGGCAGGAUCACUUCCCGCCCCCACUGCUUAAGCGGAGCUGCCGGUGGAGCGCAGGAAGCCUGGAGGGCUGGCGGAGGAGGGUAACCUGUCCGUUUGCCCGCCUCCCUCUCCUAACUGUUGUAACUUGGCAAAGAGGUUUCCCACCUCAUCGUCCCUGCAGCCAGCCAGCCACUUUAGAGGGGAGGAGGGCGGGGAAGGGGGGAGUUCAUUCAUGUUGGACAUCAUCGGGGUUGAGUUUGGAGAGUCAGCUCGGGAGGGGACAAAGGGAAGGCUUUAAAAGCGUCGCGAACAGGGAGAUAUUCCAUUUGGAAGAGGAAUCCGUCCUCACUUUUUUAAAAAGUAAAGACUUUGCGCUAAGCAGCAAGGCGUCCCAAUGCAACCGCUUGAGCAUCUCCUCUUUUACGUUGCGAUCUGCGCCAGCUUUUGCAACCGACAGGUCUCCAGCGCCGGCGCCCAGAGCGGAUCUAUCCGAGCCUUGCGCGCUUCGAACCUGCGGAGAGAUGAGAGCAAUCACCUCACAGCCUUGUACCGGAAGGAAGAGACCAUCCGUGUCUUGCGCAGUGGUGAGAUCCACAGCCCUCGCUUUCCUCACAACUAUCCCAGGAACCUGUUACUGACGUGGAGGCUGCUUUCGCCAGAGAAUGCAAGGAUACAGCUGGUGUUUGAUAACCAAUUUGGACUGGAGGAGCCAGAGAAUGAUAUCUGCAGAUACGACUUUGUAGAAGUGGAAGAUAUAUCCGAAAUCAGCACGCUCAUCCGGGGACGGUGGUGUGGGUACAAGGAAGCUCCUCCAAGAAUCACAUCGAAAACAAACCAGCUAAAAAUCACCUUCAAGUCGGAUGACUUCUUUGUGGCUAAGCCUGGAUUCAAGAUUUAUUAUUCCCUGGUGGAUGAUCUCCAGCCUGCUGCAGCUGAAACCAACUGGGAAUCAGUCACAAGCCCCGUCUUGGGCGUUUCCUAUCACUCUCCGUCAGUGACCGACGCUACUCUUACGGCAGAAGCUCUGGAUCAAACCGUUGCUGGAUUUGACACCGUGGAGGAACUCCUCAAGCACUUUAACCCAGACACGUGGCAAGAAGAUCUCGAAAGUCUGUACACAGACACUGCCCCACAUCGCGGCAGAAGUUUCUAUGAAAGGAAAUCGAAAGUUGACUUGGAUAGGUUGAAUGACGAUGUGAAGCGAUACAGCUGCACUCCAAGGAAUUAUUCUGUCAACAUAAGGGAAGAACUGAAGCAAACCAACGUUGUUUUCUUUCCACGCUGCCUUCUGGUCCAGCGCUGUGGGGGGAAUUGUGGCUGUGGGUUCAACAACUGGAAAUCUUGCACGUGCACAGCAGGAAAAUUGGUGAAAAAAUAUCAUGAGGUGCUGAGGUUCAUCCCUGAAGCAGGUCACAUCAGGAGGAGGGGCAGAACCAAGAACAAUAUGGCGCUGAUCGAUAUUCAACUGGAGCACCAUGAGCGUUGCGAUUGUGUCUGCAGUGCAAGGCCACCUCGAUAAAAAGAGACCGUGCCAUCCCGUUUGCAACUUAAAAGGACCUCUUUCCCUUGAAGGAGGAGCAGUCUGCAGAAGGUCGCCCCGUGGCCACUGAACUUUGCUAACAGCCUGGCUUGUAGCUGGUAGAGGUGCCCACAGCCUCCCAACUCCAAGUACUAAGUGCCAUGACAGCUAUUCAUUAAUAACACUGAUUUAUGGUAUCCGACUUCAAAUAUGGGAUUAAGCAGUAGAAAACAAGAGAAGCCAAAAGCUGAAAUCUUCAGUGCAUGCAGUGAGCAUGAUAGCAGAAUUCUUUUGGCUGAAUUUCCUAGUUGGCUUAAAAAAAAUAAUCAACCUACAUGUUACACAGUGAGUAGGUAUGCAGGUAUUCAUAUGCUGCUGCACACAGCCCUUUGCGCACACAGCCUAUUGACUUAAGCACACUUAAAAUGUAAAUAAGGAAAAAUCUUAUGGGCAUACAUGUAUUCCAAAUAGCUAAUCCCAGUUUAUAAAUAUUCACCCAGUCCAGCAUAUGUACACCACGAAGAAACAGUUGCCCACACAUGGAUCUGACGUAAUGGAUAUACGUUACAGAACAUUAGUGCUGUAUGGGGGAGCAAGAGACCACAUCCACCAAGGCAAGAUACAUAUCCAUGCCCAUUAUUUCGCAUGCCUUGAUAUAGCCAUUGCAACACAGAGAUCGCCAGAAGCAGAGUAAGCAAUUGCUGCGGCCUGUGCAUAGCCUUCUGCUUGCUCAUAAAGUACUCUGGAUUAUGUUGAAGAGCUCCCCCUGAUCCCUUCAAAAUACAGGUUCAGAUUCCCUAAAAGACUAUGAUGAACAGAAUCGUAUGCAAUGCACGAGGUCUAUUUUUGAUUGGACUAACAUCCACCAGUGUGCCAUGUAAGUUACAUUUAGUGUAGGGAUGAAUGGUUUUUGCAUUGUCAGGAACCACACUUAUUCUACAGAUAGUGAUCAGCAUCCUUAAGGUGGUGCUUAGUGG
Messenger RNA from Podarcis muralis (Common wall lizard), 2854 nucleotides. RefSeq names its product platelet derived growth factor D (gene PDGFD). Gene Ontology annotation, biological process: positive regulation of cell population proliferation; platelet-derived growth factor receptor signaling pathway; positive regulation of phosphatidylinositol 3-kinase/protein kinase B signal transduction. Lineage: Eukaryota; Metazoa; Chordata; Lepidosauria; Squamata; Lacertidae. Gene Ontology annotation, cellular component: membrane. Gene Ontology annotation, molecular function: growth factor activity; platelet-derived growth factor receptor binding. The record is from RefSeq and is a predicted model, not a curated record.